AUGGAGUCUGGAUCUGCCUUUGAGUGGCAUUUUCAUGAGGCCAGAAGGUUCCGUUCAGAAAACGAGCACCCUACAGAGCACGGUGCAGCGUGCAAACAGCGGCGCUGUUUGUGUUGGCAUCCUCUGGAAGCUUGCAGCUACAGAUGUUUGCAUUAUUUGCACCAAAAAGCAUACUGUUUGGCUUAUGAAAUGUAUAUCGUGUUGACUGUUGUGAAAUGUGCUGCAAUUGUGAUGGCUGUCCAGUUUGCUCAAUUUGGGAUCAGCAGGCUGUGCGCUCCCUGCUGGUCCCUUUUGGGAAUUUCAAAAGGCAAGGUUGAUCUAGAUGCUAUUGGCUAA
Messenger RNA from Miscanthus lutarioriparius, 336 nucleotides. The record is from the annotation of a GenBank genome assembly. Lineage: Eukaryota; Viridiplantae; Streptophyta; Magnoliopsida; Poales; Poaceae.